AUGGACUUACUCGUCGGUUCGUCGAGUUGCGGCUGGAGGGGAGUUGUUGGCCGUAGGGGAAAGAAGCUGGGUUGGCGGGAGGAGCAGCCGGCGAGGAGGAGCAGGAGGCUGGGAGGAGCAGCCGCGCGUCGCCUCGGCCGUCGUUCACCUCGAAGAAGCUGGGAGGAGCAGGAGGCUGGGAGGAGGAGGAGCAGCCGGCGGAGAGAAGCUGGGUUGGCGGGGAGAAGCUCGGCGAGAGGGGAAAGAUGGGUGCUGUGGGGAGAAGUCCAGCCGCCACAACGAAUCCCGGCCGCCUCGAAGAAGCUCGUCAGCUGCGGGGAGAAGAUGGCUGCUGCUAGAUGCUGGUUGCGGCUAGACUUAGAGAUGGUAGAGUUUUGUUAUUUCAAUUGA
Messenger RNA from Linum trigynum, 390 nucleotides. The record is from the annotation of a GenBank genome assembly. Lineage: Eukaryota; Viridiplantae; Streptophyta; Magnoliopsida; Malpighiales; Linaceae.